CCGCAAACUCAUCAACUUAGCUUCCUUCACUCUACUCCGUACGGAUACCGAUAACGUCGCAUUAUUCACUAUAAUCAACCUAACCUAAAUUAUACUGCUAGUUCGAUCGGUCUUUGCUAUGGACGCCGAUAUUCAUUUCUGCUCCCCAUGCUCACUCAUUGACUUCACUGCCCUGUUCAAACAAGAGAUAAAGUGCUUCCACAUAGGCACACUCGCAGCCAUUGCCCAAAGAAAGAGCUGUUCUUUCUGCCGCUUUGUGGUACAAGUCAUCGAGAUCGUCUGGGCCAAGUGGAAAGAUGAGAUUUGGGAGCCCUCUUUGUCAGCGAGCAUCAACGUCUGGGUAAAGACAACUCUCUGGGCUCACUAUGGCGAGAGUUCACAAGAAAAUGGCCUCAACUGGAGAACCCCGCAUUUCCGACACCGGCCGUCACUAGGAACGGACUGGGAGCCAGACAAGCGCCAGAGAAGCUCUUAUGGCUCUCCUCGAUACACUCUAUGUGAACUGGACAGGGUUCGAGGCUCCGGAGGCUUCAAAUAUUUUACAAACCAUCUUGGCGAAGAUAUUGAGCAGAUCCUAAGCCGGCGUAGAAUUCCCCCAAUGGUUGACCGGGACCUACUGAAGUCUUGGAUACAAGAAUGCCAAACAACCCACGCGCAAUGCAUGGCCGCUGGAGAAACCCAGCAGGCGCUGCUAAGGUCUACAGGGAGAUUUCGGGUCAUUGAUGUCGAGACCAACUACCUCGUUGUUCCGUCGCAAGACAUCAGUUACACCGCACUUUCAUAUGUCUGGGGUGGUAUUCUGCACACCAAAACCGACAGCGAGCGUGUUCAGUGGGUUGAGAGCCUCUUCGAACCUGCGCCCUCAAUGGAGUUGACCAACCUGGCGAGUCAUGGGCCAGAUUACCGGCUUCGAGUCGAGAACCUACCGACUGCCAUACAAGAGUCGAUUAAAUUAACGAGUCUAAUGGGAUGGAGAUAUAUAUGGAUUGACCUGUUGUGCAUCAAGCAAAAUAACACAACUGACAAGGAGGUACUGGUCAAGAAAAUGCACCUUAUCUAUGAAGAGGCUUCGUUCACGAUUGUUGCUGCAGGUGGCCACGAUGCAAAUACACCUCUCGCGGGGUUGUUCAGUUCUCGGCAUCCAGAGCCCGUUGGUGAAAUUAUCUACAGAAACGAAUCCAUUCUCAUGGCCCCUGCAAGGCCCAAGUUGCCAGACCUUUUGGCCGAGACAGUAUGGGCGACUCGCGGUUGGACGUUUCAAGAAGAUGUGCUCUCGCGAUGCUGCCUGUAUUUCACCGCCACCGAGGUGUUUUACUCUUGCAGGGAUCAUCUACAGCAAUAUCGCUUGCCCCGUUCAGAUCGCUACGAGGGUUUCGAUAUUGGGAGAUACAACGAAUGGAGAGAGAGCUACGUUCUGGAAACAAGACUCUUGAAGACCGCUUAUCAAGAUACUUCUCCUUGGAAUGAUGGGUGGAGUAGAAAGGGAAGUUCAUCAUCCUGUUUGCGUUCGAGGGCCAGUAUUCUCGAUCCGAAGGGCACCACAGGAAUAAGCACACUAGAUACGCGCAUAGCUGACAUGAAGGUCACCCAUGAGAUCCGCUCGAGAGAAGCAGAAUGUUCCUUCGACUUCCAGGUCCAGCACAUACCGACAAAUGAACGCAAUCAACUAUUUGAGGAUUAUGCCAAGUUUGUGGCCGAUUAUAGCAAGAGACAUCUAUCAAAUCCCGGUGAUGUUGUGGAAGCCAUGAUGGGAAUUCUAAACAAAUUCAACAUGACGUCCAAGACCGCUGCUAAUAUCGAUGCUCAUGGAAUGCUCAGCGGCCAAUUGGAGAAAGAUCUUCUUUGGGUUGCUCUGAAAGAAACUUCUCUACGGCGGCGUGAAGGAUUUCCUAGCUGGUCUUGGGCUGGCUGGGUCGGCCCAGUUGUGUACGAGAUUACGCAUGGAAAUGUCUUUCGACUUAGGUGGAUGUUUCAGCCACCGAGGCCUUAUAUCAAGAAGGGAGUAUUGACCAUGGAAUCUUUAUUCGACAUAUACAUUAGCACGGAACACUCUCUCAUCGCCACUCUGAAGAAGUCAAGAUUGGUCAAUGCACCGGAAAUUUAUCCUCCCGUUAACCUGCUAAGCCAAUUCAGAAGCCCUGGUAUACUGAAUAUGUACACAUACAUCGCACAAGUCUCUAGCCUUACUCACGAGACUUCCUCGGUUGUUCGACAGGAUGCAACUACAAUGAAUGUCCCAAUGUUGCUUGUGAGACUCGGUAGAAAGGACGAACCAAUUGCUGUCAUCCCGGAUUCCGGAUUCAUAGCAACUCCGGCAGCAGAUUGUAGGAAAUACAGCCUGGCGAUAAUCGGCAAGGGAGAGAGGCAGGAACAGGCGGACGAAAUAGUCCAAGGAUGCAUUUACGAUUUGUUUACCGAGUAUGUUGUUCUUUUGCUUGAGAAGCGUGGAGAGUACUUCGAGAGGGUUGGAUUGGCAUUGGCCCCGGCUGAGAAAAACACAGCUGAGGAGAGAAAAGUCGAGGCUAGAAGACGAUCAAUGGUUGGCCGCAUCGGUUCUCGCUUCCCGCGGAUUGACAAUGCCGAGCUGAUAGACCCUCCAUCUACUUGGAGUCUACGAUGGAUAUCUCUAGCUUAACGAAAGUCAAGAUAUACAGUGUCCAAUUAUUGAUAUAUUGGGUUUUAUAAUACCUACAGACA
Molecule: messenger RNA, 2697 nt
Organism: Fusarium redolens
Lineage: Eukaryota; Fungi; Ascomycota; Sordariomycetes; Hypocreales; Nectriaceae
Product: heterokaryon incompatibility protein-domain-containing protein
Exons: 2
Coding region: 119-2635 (838 amino acids)
Source: RefSeq, a predicted model, not a curated record